AUGGAAACGAAAUCCUUUGUGGUGAUGAUCGAUGGAGACAGUUUAGCGAUGGAACUGGCUGGAACACCACCUGCAGCCAAUGGCUACGUGGCCGUUGGUUUUUCGAAGGAUGAGUUUAUGGGUGAUGAUAUGGUUGUAUUCUGUGCAACCUUGAACGGUCAACCCACGGGAGGUCUGGCUUUGAAUGGACAGAAACCGAGCAACACCAUUAUCAGCAACGUUGGCAUACAAAACGUGCUCCGUACCUCUAACACUGGUGGUCUUCUCUAUUGUGCGAUCAAUCAACGAUUGGAUCCUAAUCAAAACAAUCUUCUCAAUCUCAACAACACCUACCAAAUACUAUUAGCAGCAGGACCAACUGAAGGCAACCGGCUAUCAUAUCACCAGUCCAAUCGAUACGUCAUGCCGCGUACGCGAAUGUCAGCAUAUGUGAGAGGAGUGGGUAUGGUGGAGAAUCCACUGUUGGAUGAAGGUGACCGAUCGAAUAAUGACAAGCUGAUGAUUGCUCAUGCUAUCCUUAUGGUUCUUUCAUGGUCAAUAUUCAUCUCCACAGCGAUCCUUUUCGCGCGGCAUAUGAAAGGCCAGUGCCCAAAUUCGGCUAUUUGUGGGCUUCAGCUAUGGUUCCAUUUCCAUCGCACUCUGAACAUUAUCGGUGUCGCUGGCACGAUAGCAGGCUUCGUGGUAGUGUUCGUGGCAAAAGACUGGCGAUGGGUUGGACCAAAGGCGUACCAAUCAUCGGAACUGAAUAACCAAUGGGGACCUGUUCAUGCGAUGCUGGGACUAAUCGCAUGUGUGGUUGCAUGGGCUCAACCGCUCAACGCUGUCUUCAGGAUGUUUAGUGAUCGCGAUGCAGCACUCGGCAUUUACAUCGCAUUCGUAGCCGUAGCCGGCCUCACCUGUAUUGUGAUGGAGUUGUUGACAUUCAAAAAUUGGUGGACUGGACGGCAUCGCGUUUCCGGUGAGAUUGAAAUGGUGCGCGUUGGUGGUACUACUACCGCUACUUAUACCGAUUCUAUUGAAAAGACACAACGCCUCCAGGUGCUCAUUCUGCUGUUCUUCGUUGUCGUGGCGAUUGGCACAGCCGUGGCGAUAUCAGUACUGAUUGGGAAGAAGAAUAUCGCCUAA
Haemonchus placei is the source of this 1125-nucleotide messenger RNA. The record is from the annotation of a GenBank genome assembly. NCBI's taxonomy places the organism in Eukaryota, Metazoa, Nematoda, Chromadorea, Rhabditida, Trichostrongylidae.